AUGUCCUCAAUCCCCCAACUUUACAAUGAAAAGUGCUAUUGUGCUGAAUGUAGUCAGAACAAACUAGACUAUAGUUUUGUUGUCAGAAGAACUGCUCAGCACCAUAACAAAAGAGCAAGAUUAGAUGCUAUAAGAUGUGAAAGUGCUAUUCCAACCCGUCAAUCCGGAACCACAGAAGAGGCAUAUGGUCAGACCAGCUUACCUGUUUGGGAAGGAGCCCCAAUGUCUGACUAUGAUAAUGUCAAUAAGUUUAAAUUCUCAAAACUGAAAGCAGUCUUGUAUUUACUGGACUUCCCAGAUUGUUUUUGGUCUGGCACAUUCUAUUGUACAUCUUUCCCUUUCCCUAUACUUUUAUCUAAAAAUAAAACGUUUACACUCAUAAUGAGCUCCAACCGCACUAACUUCAGCAUCAAUGAGAUCAAUGAUGACCACAUGAUCCGCAUUGCACCCAAUUACAAGAGUUCUAACCCCAAAGAAACUGAGACUUUUGCUAACGAAGAGGUCUUUUCUUUUUAUUUUAAGAACUUGGCCAAAAGACACUCGACCUGGAACAUAACCAACACUCAUAUAUCCUGGGCCACCAGCACUGCCAGUCCCAAAGAUGUUGUAAAAACUGUGUACUUCGUCUGUAACCACCAGGGUUUGCCCAAGAAGGUCAAACUGGUCGAAGACGCUGGCAAUCAGAAAGCCAAAAGGGUUCAAACCGAAUCAAUUAAGGAUGGCUGCAAGGCCAAAAUCACUAAGAUGACCUUGCAAAAUGGUAAUGUUGUUGUAGACUACUUGUGGCAGCAUGCCACCCAUCAGCCUGAGAAAGUUCAGGACAUGGUCUGUUCAAGACUACCUGCUGAGCUUGAAGUUGGUCUUGGCGUUUCCAGUUUCCUGACGUCUCUGCACAUCAAGAUAAUUGAUGUGCAGAAUGUCAUCAAUGCUGGUUUGAACAAGCUUUCAAGAAAAAACGCCAUUGAUAAGGCAAGUGUUGAGCAAUAG
Phycomyces blakesleeanus NRRL 1555(-) is the source of this 987-nucleotide messenger RNA. RefSeq lists its product as hypothetical. NCBI's taxonomy places the organism in Eukaryota, Fungi, Mucoromycota, Mucoromycetes, Mucorales, Phycomycetaceae. The transcript is spliced from 4 exons. The coding region runs from base 1 to 987 and encodes 328 amino acids. The record is from RefSeq and is a predicted model, not a curated record.